Messenger RNA from Odobenus rosmarus divergens (Pacific walrus), 996 nucleotides. RefSeq names its product parvin, gamma (gene PARVG). NCBI's taxonomy places the organism in Eukaryota, Metazoa, Chordata, Mammalia, Carnivora, Odobenidae. Gene Ontology annotation, cellular component: cytoplasm; actin cytoskeleton; focal adhesion. Gene Ontology annotation, biological process: establishment or maintenance of cell polarity; cell projection assembly; substrate adhesion-dependent cell spreading. Bases 1 to 996 code for a protein of 331 amino acids. The transcript is spliced from 12 exons. The record is from RefSeq and is a predicted model, not a curated record. Gene Ontology annotation, molecular function: actin binding.
AUGGAGUCAGAGUCCUUGUACAACCUGCUGCAGCUCCCUAAGGUGAUGGGCCCGCCGGCGGAGGAGGAACUCCCACAAGGGGAAAAGAAGAAAUACCUGCCCCCCACUUCCCGGCAGGAUCCCAAAUUUGAAGAACUGCAAAAGGUACUAAUGGAGUGGAUCAAUGCCAAGCUCCUCCCUGAGCACAUUGUGGUCCGCAGCCUGGAGGAGGACAUAUUUGAUGGGCUCAUCCUGCACCACCUUUUCCAGAUGCUGACCGGGCUCAAGCUGGAAGUGGAGGAGAUGGCUCUCACCGCCCCGAGCCAGAGGCGCAAGCUUGAGGUGGUUCUGGAGGCCAUCAACGGCAGUCUGCAGGUGGAGGAGCGGCAGCUCAAGUGGAGCGUGGGAACCAUCUUCAGCAAGGACCUGCUGGCCACCUUGCAUCUGCUUGUGGCCCUGGCCAAGCACUUCCAGCCCGACCUGCCCCUUCCGACCAACGUCCAGGUGGAGGUGAUCACCAUGGAGAGCACCAAAAGUGGUCUGAAGUCAGAGAAGUCAGUGGAACAGCUCACUCAAUGCAGCACAGACAAGGACCAACCUGCGAAGGACGUCUUUGAUGAAUUAUUUAGGCUGGCUCCGGAGAAAGUGAACACGGUGAAAGAGGCCAUUGUGAACUUCGUCAACCAGAACCUGGACCGCCUGGGCCUGUCUGUGCAGAACCUGGAUACCCAGUUUGCAGACGGGGUCUUCUUACUCUUGCUGAUUGGACAACUGGAAGGCUUCUUCCUGCACUUGAAGGAAUUCUACCUCACUCCCACCUCUCCUGCGGAAAUGCUGCACAAUGUCACCCUUGCCCUGGAGCUGCUGAAGGACGAAGGUCUGCUCGACUACCCCAUCAACCCCGAAGACAUUGUGAACAAGGACGCCAAGAGCACGCUGCGGGUCCUCUACAGCUUGUUUCGAAAGCACAAGCUGCAGGAAAGCACGGAUAGCUUGCCCCGUGGACCCCCCAAUUAG